UGCUCUCUGUGUAACGGCGCACAGAGCUCAUAUAGGCUACACAGAACAAGACCAACAUUUGACAUAUACUGUACAAUCAAGGGCCGGCAAGGAGAAAGCCAAAGAGGACAAGCCAGCAAAGAUGAAGAUUACUGCGACAAGCCUGAUGCUCUGCACAGCCAUUCUGGCUGGUGUCGUGUCAAGCUACCCCUUCGAAAGGAAGACCGCAUCAGGGAAGGAGCAGAAUGGGAGGUACGCCUCCUGGGACGACGUGAACGUGAUCGCCCACGGUCUCCUGCAACUGGGCCACGGCCUGAAGGAGCACGUGGACAAGACAAAGGGACAGAUGAGAGACAUCACCACCAAGCUCAAGUCCUUCAACGGCACAGUGACCGAGCUGGGCAAACAGACCCAGCGUCUGCAGGAAGAUGGAGAGGCACUGAAGGCCAAGGCGCGGGCGCUGGAGGAGCGAGAGAACCAAGUGCUCAACAUCUCCACGGAGCUCUGGGAGAAAGCAGAGCAGCUCCAGCAGGACAGGCAGAAGGUCCAAGAGAGGAUAGGCAAGCUGGAGGAAAAGGUGGACGGCAUGCUGCAAGGAGAGGGACCAGAGACCAUCAACAAAAGCGAUGCCCACAUCAUCCAAUGGAUGUUGGAGGCACAAAACCGAAGAAUUGAUGACCUAGUGGAGAGAAUCCGCGUACAGCAAGAGAAACUGGAGAAGCAGAACGUGCGCAUACGCACGCUUCAGAAUCAGAUAAAACAGAGGAAAGACAGGAGCUCUCUGAGACGGAAAGUGGACGAAGCCGCUCUCAAUGGCAGCAUUGAACAAGGCGAUUCACCAAUUGACAUGGCUGUAGAUUGUCACGAAUUGUUCCUGCAAGGAGAGAGUACCAGUGGAGUGUACACCAUCCAGCCAAUCAACUCCCAGCCCUUUGAAGUCUACUGUCAAAUGACAUCAGAAGGUGGAUGGACAGUCAUUCAGAGACGUCAAGAUGGCUCGCUGGAUUUUGACCAGUUGUGGCAGGCCUAUCAGAACGGCUUUGGCAAGCUUGAAGGCGAGUUCUGGUUGGGGCUGGAGAAGAUUCACACUCUGUCCCAACAAGGGGACUACAUUCUGCAUGUGGAAUUCUCUGACUGGAAGGGCGAGAGCCAGACCAUCAAGUACCCAUUCCACCUGAGCGGAGAGGAGAACAGCUAUUCUCUGCACCUGCAGGGAGGCUCCUCUGGGGACCUGGAGAGUGCCUUGACUUCAGACCCCUCUGGAGUUCCCUUCUCCACCCGAGACAGAGACAAUGACCAGAAGACCGAUAUGAACUGCGCCAAACACCUCUCCGGUGGCUGGUGGUUUAGCAACUGUGGGCACUCCAACCUGAACGGCAAGUACUUCAACAGCCCUCCUCCCAAACAGAGGCACCAGAGAAAGCAGGGGGUGUUUUGGAAGACCUGGCGAGGGCGCUAUUACCCCCUGAAGACGACCGUCAUGAAGAUUGCCCCAGCCGAGAUUGAUUAUAAAUAAGAGGAGGCAGGUGUGGUUCUCCUGAAUUUGUCCUCUUAAAACAAAAUACUCACAGCAAGUAGGGGAAAAAGAGGGACUGACCUGUGCCCCUGGGACUGACCUGUGUAACAACCAGGCUGUCAGAAGUAUUCAGAUGGCUGUCAGAAAGAAGACUCGCUGCAAGUCAUUCUGUGGAAGGCGCAGCGGACACUCAAUUUAAUGCAGAGACCAAACUGUCUACAUUAUCAUCUUUAAACAUAGCCUUACAAAUAUAGGGACCAAGGUACUAUAUUAUUCCAAGGUUUGACAACUGGAUGUUGGUAGGGAAAAAAUGAAAAUGAACAUAUAAUAUUGGAAGAAAUGAUUGGUUGUGGGAAAUGGUUUCACAGUCUUUUCUAAGAAAUGUGGUAAUGUAUACUCCCAGAUUACAUUUUGAGCAUUGAUUCAUACCAGAAUGCUAUGUUUCUCAUUAAGCUUAGUUCACAGCUUUUAAAUCUAACCAUGAAAAUGUAUUAAGACCCACCUGAGAGGCUGAUUCUGGCCAGAGUUAUCACAUGGCACAAGAUAGUCAUGGAUGACACCCAGUCCCUUAUUGAAUAAAAAAAAGUGUACACGAACAGCUGGGUGCCAUAAGCAGAGAAGCUUUAUCCAUCAAAAAAAAUUUUAAUGGCAUAAGCAAACCAAAAAAACACUAUCAAAAAAGGUGCUUUUUAUAAUGUACUGUUAUUUAUGUCCUGGUGUAAAUGAUGUUACGACUUCAGAGAACGUCGCACAGUCAGUUAUGGUAAUUAUGAACAUGUGUAUCCAUUCCAGCCAUUGAAACAGGUCACAGAGAGCUCUGCCUGUACCUGUAAAGUUGAUCCUAGGUCAAAGAGAACCCCUACUCCACUGACUGUCACAUGGAGAUUAUCUCUCAGUCAUAUUGACUGGUUCUGAUGGACAACCUCCACCUGUACACAAGGCAAAUGUGGUGUCCAUCUUCUGUACAGUGCCUCCAAAUAUUAUUUCUGUUUUCAGAUUUUAUUUUAUUGUAGCAAGUUGCGAUGUUUUCUGUAUUAAAGUUCUUGUUCAUAUUUCUAAUUUAAAUACUGUAAAAAGUGACUACCUUUCUGAUGUAAGAAGUUUUUUUUAAGUUAUAUUGACCCAAAUGUAGAUUCCAUAAAAAUACAAAACGAAUGGCUAACAGUUGGAUGGCUUUGAUUGCAUCAAUAAACUGAAUAUGGAAACUUAAAA
Molecule: messenger RNA, 2707 nt
Organism: Anguilla anguilla (European eel)
Lineage: Eukaryota; Metazoa; Chordata; Actinopteri; Anguilliformes; Anguillidae
Product: angiopoietin-related protein 4-like
Exons: 7
Coding region: 122-1495 (457 amino acids)
Biological process (GO): triglyceride homeostasis
Molecular function (GO): enzyme inhibitor activity
Source: RefSeq, a predicted model, not a curated record